Anopheles moucheti is the source of this 5395-nucleotide messenger RNA. It is a transcript of the gene flfl, whose product is annotated as serine/threonine-protein phosphatase 4 regulatory subunit 3. Gene Ontology annotation, biological process: DNA damage response; protein dephosphorylation. Lineage: Eukaryota; Metazoa; Arthropoda; Insecta; Diptera; Culicidae. The record is from RefSeq and is a predicted model, not a curated record. The transcript is spliced from 10 exons. Gene Ontology annotation, cellular component: nucleoplasm; protein phosphatase 4 complex. The coding region runs from base 1183 to 4629 and encodes 1148 amino acids. Gene Ontology annotation, molecular function: protein phosphatase activator activity.
UCAAUUUACCUGAACAAGUUGAUCGAAGAGGCAAACACCGAGCCAACUCGCAUACCGUUUGUUGUUUCCAGCGGUCCAUUACGACAGACGGAAAAGAAGUUCGUAAAGCAAUACAGCAUACAGGGCAAAGUGGGCAGGUAGCAUAAGAGAGCGCAGGCAAGGUGAGUUUUUUUUCUUCCAUCCCCGAACACGGUACCGUCCUCGUUGGCACCCGUUUCGCGGAAGGACGUCCGUGUUGGUUUGGUGAAACGCGCAAUCAAACAAAGGACAAGUGUGCCACCGGGAACGGAACAGCAUUCGGCCGUAGAAGCUCUAGAGCGGCCGGUCUGAGGAUAGCGGCCGGGUUCAUCCGGAGCAGUGCGUCUGCCGUUGCCGAGGUCGAGCGCACGUAGUGACGAUCAUCCGUUUCAUGGCAAACGUCGAAUUUACCAUUGUUGCGGUUGUUGUGUAGUGGUUUUGUGGUGCGUCUGUGUCAUCCACAAGAGCUGCUGAUGUUGUUCUGCUUUUGUGGUACGUUAAACGGAUGUGACAAUAGGACAACGAUUGUGUGUUUAUGUCUGCGCGUUGGUAUAUGUGUGUCUAUUUGCGAUCAUAACAAAUAAUACGCUUUUCGACCAUUGCAAUUGCGGCGACUGCUAAAAACGGGAAGAAAAACCUAAGUAGACUUAGCAAUCUUGAAGAUAUAGCAGUUUGAGCGAAACAUUCGAUUAUCUUACUGAGGAACGUCUUAUUCCGCAACGUUGUAACGAGGAGAACACGCACACACACACACCACAGAGGAGGUGAAGUAACCGAACCGGUAGUCCAGUGCAGUUGGAAACGGCAACAAUUGAUUACAGCGAGAAACCCGUUGACUGCAAAAUACUGAAGAAACGAAGGAAAAAACCUUCCUCCCGUACUACCUUCGAUUAUUGCACUAACUGGCAACAGGAGCUGCACCGGCAGGUACAAGGGCAUAAACGGCGCAAUCCUAACAGACAGCAGCUUCGACAGCAGCAACGCUACAACCGACAGCGGCGUGCUGCAGUUGCCCUAAACGCCGAAGAGCGAGUGGGGUGUAGUAGCAAUAUAGGCAAUCGCGGUACCAAGCGCCUAGCUUCGAACUCGAAUUGCAGCAGAAGAAUCGGAAGAAAUCAUAGUAACGGCCCAGUGCAGUAUAGUGCUAACAGCAGUCGACGCAACAUGACAACCGACACGAGAAGACGCGUUAAGCUAUACGCACUGAAUGCAGAUCGUCAGUGGGACGAUCGAGGAACGGGUCAUGUAACAUCCAGCUAUGUCGAUCGCGUCAAAGGUGUGUCACUGCUUGUGCAUGCAGAAAACGAUGGUUCCAUGCUGUUAGAAAGCAAGAUCCAUCCGGACACAACAUAUCACAAACAACAGGACACACUCAUCGUAUGGAGCGAGGGUGAUAAUUUUGAUCUGGCACUUAGCUUCCAAGAGAAGGCAGGGUGCGACGAAAUAUGGGAGAAAAUUUGUCAGGUGCAAGGGAAAGAUCCUUCGGUGGAAAUCACGCAAGAAUCGGUCGAAGAAUCGGAAGAUGAGCGGUUCGAGGAUAUGUCCGAUUCGGCACCACCGAUUGAACUCCCUCCAUGCGAACUCAGUCGCCUGGAGGACAUUUCAGAGGUCAUUGCCAGCGCGCUAACGUCGGCAAUCCGGAAGGAUAAGUUGGCACAGGCGAUCGAAUCGGAAAACUACAUAAAAAAAUUGCUCGGUUUGUUUCGCAUCUGCGAAGAUUUGGACAAUCAGGAAGGACUGCACUAUUUGUACGAGAUCUUCAAGAACAUCUUCCUGCUGAACAAGAACGGCCUGUUCGAGAUCAUGUUCGCCGAGGAUACGAUAUUCGAUGUAGUGGGAUGUCUCGAGUACGAUCCGUCCGGCAAUCCGCCGAAGAAUCAUCGCCAGUAUCUGCGAAAGUUGGUAAAGUUUCGAGAGGCGAUACCGAUCCGCAACACCGACCUGCUGGCCAAGAUACACCAGACGUUCCGGGUGCAGUACAUACAGGAUAUUGUACUGCCGACACCGUCCGUCUUCGAGGACAACAUGCUGAAUACGCUAUCGUCGUUUAUUUUUUUCAAUAAGGUGGAAAUAGUGACGCUCAUCCAGGAAGACGACAAGUUUCUGGACGAUCUGUUUGCACUGUUGACUGAUCCGCAAACGCCCGAUUCGAAACGGCGCGAUAGUAUUCUCUUUUUGAAGGAGUUUUGUAACUUUGCGCAGUACUUGCAGCCACAGGGCAAGGAAACGUUUUUCAAAACCCUGAUCAGUCUCGGUGUGUUGCCGGCGCUCGAAAUAACGCUGGCUAUUAAUGAAAAGCGAACAAAGGCCGCCUCAAUCGACAUCCUUUCAACGAUAGUUGAAUAUUCACCGUCCGUUGUGCGGGAUUACACAUUGCAGCAGUACAAUAAUUCCGAUUCCGAUGAGGACCAAACGUUGAUCAACAUUGCGAUUGAACAAUUGCUUUCCGAUUCAGAACCGGAAGUGGGUGGUGCUGUGCAAUUGAUUACCGUGCUAAGGAUUCUGCUCGACCCGGAAAACAUGCUCAGCUCGGCCAACAAGUCCGAAAAGUCGGAUUUUCUUAACUUCUUUUACAAACACAGUAUACAAACGUUAAUUGCUCCGCUGCUGCGACAUACACAAUCGGACAAGCCAACCAACGAGGACUAUCAUGUGGUUCAGCUGCUGAGCGUGGUGUUGGACAUUUUGUCGUUUUGUGUCGAACAUCAUACUUACCAUAUAAAGAAUUGCAUCAUCAAUAAGGAUCUGUUGCGGAAGGUGUUGGUACUGAUGAACAGUGCGCACACGUUCCUGGUUUUGGGCGCGCUCAGAUUUCUGCGUAAAAUAGUUUCAUUGAAGGACGAAUUUUAUAACAGGCACAUUGUAAAGGGAAAUUUGUUUGCUCCAAUCGUCGAGGCGUUCAUUCGCAACGACAGUCGUUACAAUCUGCUUGAGUCGGCUAUUUUGGAAUUAUUCGAAUUCAUUCGCCUAGAAGAUAUUAAGUCGCUGUAUACGUACUUUGUCGAAAGCUUUGGCAAAUUUUUCGAUGAUGUACAGUACGUGCAGACGUUCAAAACACUGAAGAGUAAAUACGAUCAGCAGCAGGACCGACUGAAGGAAAAGGAGAAAGGAAAUUUGGAAAGUGUUCCAUCUAUUUUACGAAACAGUAACCGUUAUCGAAGGGACCAGCGACAGAUGGAUGAGGACGAAGAGAUAUGGUUCAAUGAAGAAGAAGAUUAUGCCGAAACUGCUGGUAAAUCGGGAACACCGGAGUUAGAUUCGACGAUCGGGAAAAUGUUCGAGAAAAAGGCAAUGGAAACGGCUAGCAAUCUGAACGGUCCAAAGUACGGAAGUGGCGCAGUCUCGACGGCACAAUCGCAUCAGCUAUCGUCUCAGCUGCAUGGAGGUGUGACGGCCACCGCAACGUCAGCUGAUGAUGUGGCAGCAACGUCGCACAUGCUAAACAUUAAUAAUGGCACAGACGGCAACGAUGAAAACGCUGGUUCGGCAACAUCGUCGGCCGCACAUCUUCAGGCCACAUCGCUCGAUCCAAAUUGUCUUUCACAUGCGGUGGCGCAAGCUGCAGCGGCUGCUGCUGCUGCUGCCGCCGCUGCAGCCGCAGCAAACAAUAAUGGCCUUCAGUCGACGUCUGCCAUUUCGGUUGAACAUGUCAGUGCGCUAGGGGAAGUGAAUCACGACCAUCUACAUCAUAAAGAGCAUCACGGUCUUGGGGAGGAUGGAACCCCCAGUGCGAAUCUGACCCCGGCUGACGAAUCAGCAUUGGAUGAUGCCAACAGUCUGGUAGUAAGCGCACUCGGUGAGAACGAUCUUUCAUCCGUGUACCAGCUGCAAUCGGCCAGCACCGUUACGAGUUCGGUUGUUGGAGAUGUUGAAAACGCUCCCACUGCCAUUGCGCUCAAUCACAGCAGCAGUAGCACCUGUGAAACGACAACUUCCUCCACAUUGUCGUCCAUUCCGGUCACCGAAACGUGUUCCUCCUAUAACGACACUACAACAGCGCCAGACUGCUCGUCGAGUGCUGUAAAUGUGGAAAGCAGUGAUCUCGAUAGCAAUAGUACGAUUGCCGUUGACAGCAGUAGUUCGCUAGAAGGUGUCGAAUCUCUCGGUGCUGAAGUAGAGGAAACACCUUCCAAGAGAUUGUCGGAGGACGGAAUGUCCGAACGUGCUAUUCAAGGUGUACAGAUCAACCCGGCGCAAGGUACUGACACAGAUAUCAGUGCCGGUGUGUCACUUACUUCACUGGUCGGAGAUGAGCGUGAUGCCGAUGGUGAGCAGCAGAGUCACUCUAGGCAUUCAGGUGCGGAUAAAAGUUCUGAAAAGUCGCACGAGGCUAGCAGUGACGAUGCGAAUGACGCUGAAAUGGUAAACAUGGCGCCUUCAUCACUGUUAGCUACUCCAAUACUGGACUCAGCCCCAGACGUGGAACAACCGACACCCAGUGGCACGGCUGACCCUUCGUUCCAGGCGAGCUUGUCCUCCACUUCUUCAACAAACACAACCAUGGUUAGUGGUUUGAAAAAGGGUCUCGUUGAUUAUGAAGGUGAUUCCGAUGAGGAGGACGAUGACGACGACAGCAGUAGUCCGGCACAAAAGAGGGCGAGAAUAGCAUAGCACCAUUCGACUUCGACUGCACACCAUCCUUAUAAACAACGCCAUCAAUCAGCAUCAUCUGGGGCGGCGAAUAGCAUAACUAUGAAUAAUUUUAAAAGUACUAUUAGAAUCAACACCCCUACCGCGACUGCGGCAGUAGCGGUGGUUAAUACUACAAUUGCCCCCCAUAAUACCAUUGUUUCGGCUGCUGCCUCAAAUGUUGCGUCACCCGAAGUAGCAGUACGCUCGCCGGACUCAUCGCCCUGCGAACCUGAGAAGAAAAAGCGCAAGGUGGAAGAUUGCGGUGGCGGUAGUGUACUGGCAAUGGAUAGAAUAGACUGUUCGAAUAUAAUGGAAAUAGAUAUUACACUCACCACAACUACUGAUCCCGAUCCAUCUGCUGUGGCCGGUAGUGGCCGUGAAUCGGGUAGUGCGAACUGAGCGAAGGGGUUUUUUUUGUAAAGAAAACAGUUUUUUUUCGCCCAACACAUACAAUGCUAACAGUAAUAUUUGUAUGCUAAUUCAUCAUAACGCACCAAACGUACAUAUGUUGAAUUUGGAUUUGAUUACGUUUAUUUUCUUUGGGUCUUCGUGUCAUGUCGUGACUAGCACAGAAGAGAGAGUUUGUUUAAUGAGAGAGAUUUUCUGUUUUUCGCGCGUAAGAAAUGUAGACAGCAUAUAAAUAAUACCCUCAACAUGUACAGUUAGUAAUUGGACAUAUUUAAAAAAAGAAAACAAGGCACGCUACAAGAAAUAACUCAGAAAUAGAUAAAACGCAAGGCAUGUA